Triplophysa dalaica is the source of this 1047-nucleotide messenger RNA. It is a transcript of the gene fgfbp1b, whose product is annotated as fibroblast growth factor binding protein 1b. The transcript has a single exon. The record is from RefSeq and is a predicted model, not a curated record. NCBI's taxonomy places the organism in Eukaryota, Metazoa, Chordata, Actinopteri, Cypriniformes, Nemacheilidae. Gene Ontology annotation, biological process: cell-cell signaling. Gene Ontology annotation, molecular function: growth factor binding. Bases 1 to 633 code for a protein of 210 amino acids.
AUGUCAUUCCGUCGACAUUUUGCGCUCCUGCUGUUCCUCGCGUGUCUCUCGCCGCUGAUCUUCACUGCUGAGAGUUUGAAGGGUGCUGGAAGAAAAGAAAAGAAGCAGGAGAGCCGAGGUGUUAACACCUUUGCAGUUGUCAAAGGAAAGUUCAUAACCAAGGACAAGGCGCAUUGCUCAUGGGUGGCGCGCGGAGAGGACAAGUACACUUUGAGUGUUACGUGCAAGCCUGUAAAAGGGGAUGGAUUCACCUGUAAAUACACUGCCAGGCCAGCGUCAUGUCCUGGAUAUGUGGCUGAGCCUUGGACUUACUGGAGACAGAUUACCAGAUCAAUUAGGAGACAGAAGAAACUGUGCUCCGAUCAGCGCUCCAUACUGAAAACUGGCCUGUGUAAGAGCGCGCCACAGGAGGCACAUUUCAAGCUAACCGAAACAGCACACGAGAAAUCCCACACGAAAGAGAAGACACCGCCGAGAGAGAAAGAAAUGACCACGAACGCAACGACACCGGACACAACGCGCAAGUGCGCGCAGCACAGCGAUCACAGCAAGAUCGCCAAAGAGAAGUGCGGAGAUUCCUGGGCGAGUCUCUGCACGUUUUUUUUUACUUUAGUUCAGAACGGAGACUGUUGAGUGCUUGAGAGAUUUUAAUGCUUAUGUUGUGUUGUUUUCUUGGUAGUUCAAUUUGAUCUAAUUCACUAGUCGACAUACCAGAACAAAGGUUUGACAAACUUUUUAGUAAGAAAUGUCAAACAUCAUUACCAUCACAAAACCAAAAAUCCCACAUCAUAACAGGUAGAACUGCAUAGGCCUAUUUUAAAGUUGGCAAAAGUGACCCAAAUAAAGAACCACCCUUUGACUGAUAAGCCUGUAUACCAUUGAAAUGUUGUUUACUGUAAAACUGUAAACAAAGUUUAUUUUUCUAUUUUUUACUACCGUAUAUAGAAACGUGCACUGUGAUGAUUUUGUCAAAUGCAAUUCACUGACUUCUAGGAUUACUGUAUUUAAGACAAAUAAAAAAUGUAUUAAAAGCAUUUUUACAAAUUC